UUAAAUUUUAGGUGGGGGUGGGCAGCGGAGAUUGGCUGUUAUUCCUCCAGAUUUAAAUGGAUAGACCGGCCAGCAGCUAAAAGCAGUGAGCGGGAAUGGAAAAUACACAAUGUACAUUGCUCCUUUACAAGAAGAACUGGAUACAAUUCCUUUACCACCAGAAGCAAAAGAAUUUGAGAAGAUGCCCAAAGCCCAGUGUACAACCUGCAAGAAAAUGGUUCCACUUCAGAUUCUUCCAGAACACAAAGGAAUGCAAGAAAGAACUUGUAAAUUUGUGUGAUUCUGCUGAAGAAGAAAGCUGCAAGGAAGAAGAUGAUGUAUUCUCAGCGGCCCUUUGCUACCAGACAGACAAGAUAGCUGAGUGUCCUGUGUGCAAAAAUGCAUUUCAUCCUGACAUCAUUGAGAUCCAUGCAGCCAGUUGCGGAUUACGAACUUCAGAUGAUGAUGGCCAUCAGUCAAGUGAUCCAAUCAGUACCUUUCAAAGUUCUGAGGACAUCUUGAAUUGGAUCGGUUGUCAAGUUGAUGAGACAAACACAUUUUCCAUCUGUGUGUCGCGAACUGAUCUCUACAACAGAGGCAUGCAACAGUGGCAACGGCAGAAGAAGACCUCACCCAAAUGUAGACUUAAGGUCACAUUCUUUGCCGAGGCAGGCAUUGAUACUGGUGCCCUUACCAAAGAAUUCCUCACAAGUACAGGUAAAUGCUGGUAG
Messenger RNA from Perca fluviatilis (European perch), 710 nucleotides. RefSeq lists its product as uncharacterized. Lineage: Eukaryota; Metazoa; Chordata; Actinopteri; Perciformes; Percidae. Bases 96 to 710 code for a protein of 204 amino acids. Gene Ontology annotation, molecular function: ubiquitin-protein transferase activity. The record is from RefSeq and is a predicted model, not a curated record. The transcript has 6 exons.